Ricinus communis (castor bean) is the source of this 3492-nucleotide messenger RNA. RefSeq names its product protein RRC1. Bases 171 to 3104 code for a protein of 977 amino acids. Gene Ontology annotation, molecular function: RNA binding. The transcript has 18 exons. The record is from RefSeq and is a predicted model, not a curated record. Gene Ontology annotation, biological process: RNA processing. Gene Ontology annotation, cellular component: nucleus. Lineage: Eukaryota; Viridiplantae; Streptophyta; Magnoliopsida; Malpighiales; Euphorbiaceae.
UCGAUUAUCAAACAUGUAAUUACAAAUAUUAUCGCAUUUACCCCUUCUCUCUCUCUCUCUCACAUCGCGACCAUACUCCCAAAAUUUCACACCGUAUGCGAGUUCGAUAAAAGCGUAAUAGGACAGCAGCUUCACUGAUUCAACUCUCUCAACUCGAAAUUCAUGCAAAGAUGAGUUCUUUCUCAAUUACUCGCAAAAAAACACCUUUCCAGAAGCAUAGAGAAGAGGAAGAAGCAAAAAAGAAGAGAGAGGAUGAUGAAACAGCUCGUUUGUACGCCGAGUUUGUAGAGUCAUUUCAAGGGGACAAUGCUCCAGGGUCUAAAACUUUUGUUCGAGGUGGAACUAUCAAUCCCAAUGACAAAUUAAAGACUGAUUCUGAAGGUGAAAAGUCCAAAGAUGGGGUAUCUGUUCCAAAAAAGGGGAGUAGGUAUGUUCCAUCUUUUUUGCCACCUCCGAUGGCAAUCAAGGGAAAGGAAUCUGAGAAGAAGAAGGAGGAGGAAAGGCCAAAGGAAAAGGAGAAAAGCAAGACACGGAACAUAGAUCACUUCAUGGAGGAGCUGAAGCAUGAACAUGAGAUGAGGGAAAAGCGUAAUCUGGAACGUGAACGUUGGCGUGACGGGCGUACUGUUGAAAUUUCUGCUCCAUCUAGUCGAUUUGAUGAACUGCCUGACGAUUUUGAUCCGAGUGGAAAGGGAUCAUUUGAUGAUGGCGAUCCACAAACUACAAAUCUUUAUGUUGGAAAUCUAUCUCCUCAGGUUGAUGAAAAUUUUCUUCUACGGACUUUUGGUAGAUUUGGGCCUAUUGCUAGUGUGAAAAUAAUGUGGCCUAGAACAGAAGAAGAGCGAAGGAGGCAGAGAAAUUGUGGAUUUGUUGCAUUUAUGAAUAGAGCUGAUGGACAGGCUGCUAAAGAUGAAAUGCAAGGAGUUGUUGUUUAUGAAUAUGAGUUGAAGAUAGGGUGGGGUAAAUCUGUGGCUCUUCCAUCACAAGCUCUACCUGCUCCGCCACCGGGACAUAUGGCCAUCAGGAGUAAAGAGGGUGCCACUGUAAUUCUCUCUGGCCCAUCAGGCCCCCCAGUCACAUCAGUCCCAAAUCACAAUUCUGAACUGGUUCUAACACCAAAUGUUCCUGAUAUAAUGGUUGUUCCACCUGAUGAUGAUCAUCUCCGCCAUGUAAUUGAUACAAUGGCUCUGUAUGUUUUGGAUGGAGGAUGCGCUUUUGAACAAGCUAUCAUGGAAAGAGGCCGUGGGAAUUCUCUUUUCAACUUUCUGUUCGAGCUUGGAUCGAAGGAACAUACAUACUAUGUUUGGAGGCUCUAUUCUUUUGCUCAGGGUGAUACUCUUCAAAGAUGGCGAACAGAACCUUUUAUCAUGAUAACUGGUAGUGGAAGAUGGAUUCCACCAUCUCUACCCACAGCAAAGAGCCCAGAGCAUGAAAAGGAGUCUGGUAACACAUAUGCUGCAGGAAAAAGCAGGCGUGUUGACCCAGAACGAACCCUGACUGAUCCACAGAGGGAUGAGUUUGAGGAUAUGCUGCGUGCAUUAACAUUAGAAAGAAGUCAGAUAAAGGAUGCUAUGGGUUUUGCUUUGGAUAAUGCUGAUGCUGCAGGAGAGAUAGUUGAAGUUCUAACGGAGUCUCUGACUCUUAAAGAAACUCCAAUUCCGACUAAAGUGGCAAGGAUCAUGCUUGUCUCUGAUAUUCUUCAUAAUAGCAGUGCUCCUGUAAAAAAUGCUUCUGCAUACCGUACAAAAUUUGAAGCCACGCUGCCUGACAUUAUGGAGAGUUUUAAUGACUUGUAUCGUAGUAUAACUGGAAGGAUCACUGCUGAGGCCCUCAAGGAACGAGUUAUGAAAGUGUUGCAAGUUUGGUCGGACUGGUUUCUGUUUUCUGAUGCGUAUGUGAAUGGAUUACGGGCUACUUUUCUUCGAUCUAGUACCUCUGGUGUUAUUCCUUUUCAUUCCAUAUGUGGAGAUGCACCAGCAAUAGAGAAAAAGGUUACUUCAGAAGACACAGGUGAUGGCGGAAAGACCAGCCAAGAUGCUGCAUUGGCAAUGGGCAAAGGAGCAGCUAUGAAGGAGCUAUUGAGUCUGCCCCUUGCUGAGCUGGAAAGACGAUGCAGACAUAAUGGGUUGUCUCUUGUUGGUGGUAGAGAAAUGAUGGUUGCACGAUUGCUUAGUUUGGAAGAGGCAGAAAAACAGAGGGGCUAUGAAUUAGAUGAUAACUUGAAAGUUUCUCAGAGCCAUUUGAGUUCUAGUAAAUUUUCAAGUGGCCGCAGGGAAACAAAUGUUGAAUUGGAGCCAGUGUCAGAAUGGAAUGUUUAUGGGGAGGAUGACGUGCAGUCUCAAAGCAGAGCAUCUGCAUCUUUAGCGACCUUCCCCAUUCCUCAAGCGGAACUAAAAGCCUUCACAAAGAAAGAGAAAAAUGACCCUGUUUUGCCAGCCUCUAAAUGGGCUCGAGAUGACGACGACAGUGAUGAUGAGCAAAAGAGAAGUUCUAGAGGUUUGGGGUUGAGCUACUCCUCCUCUGGAAGUGAGAAUGCUGGUGAUGGCCUAGGUAAGGCUGAUGAUGAAAUGGAGUUUGCUACCGAUGGUAGCAUUUCUGUGCAACCUGACAGCGGCAUGAACGAAGAACAGAGACAAAAGUUGAGACGUUUGGAGGUUGCUUUGAUAGAAUAUCGUGAAUCCCUUGAGGAGCGCGGAAUGAAAAGUGCAGAGGAAAUUGAGAGGAAAGUUGCAAGCCAUCGAAAACGGCUACAAUCUGAUUAUGGCUUAUUGGACUCUUCUCAAGAUACCCCUGGGAACAGUAAGAGAGCAUCUUCAGAAAGGAGGGAUCGAAGGGAUGACAGCCGCGAAUCGUCAAGAAAGCGACACCGCAGCGAGAGUAGCAGUCGGAGCCCACAGCGGAAAACAUCAACCAGGGACAGGGAAAGGGAAAGGGAAAAUGAUUCAGAUAGGGACAGGGAAAGGCACAGGGCUCAUGAUUUGGAAAAUGAAAGGUGGGAGAGAGAUCAUCACGAGAAGAGUGGGAGUAGAGAGCGAGAUGAUCACGACAGAGACAGAGGCAGAGAAAAAGAUAGAGAUAGGGAUAGAAGGAGAAGAGUUAAGUAAGUUGAUCAGUUCAUGGCACCCAACGAUAUUGAAUUUCUUGGGCAGACAGGGUUGAUGCUUAGCAAAAUUGCAAUGGGUGGAUUUUUGUUUUGGAAAGGUUGGUCUGCAUAUUCAAGAUGUUAAGAAGAAGAGAUUAACUGGCUUAUAACUGUCUGCCACUGAAAAUACAAGAUUUCUACCUUCCUGGUGGAAACCCAUGGAAGGAAAUGCUUCUUGCUCAACAAUGUUGUAGUUAGAUGUAUUUUGAUCUCUCUAAAAUUUUUAAACGCUCGGUCAUGUUUUAAUGCUCAACUAUUCAAUGUAUUGCUUCAGCAAAUUAGGUGUUCUCAUGUUGCCAUCACAUGUAUAAUUUUUUUGCUUCUAAUUGGUUUCUCUUCUUGUGCUCUUA